UGAUGGACUCCGAGCCUAUCAGCAACUCAUACAAACAGAAGAGGAGCUUUAUCACUUAUCACAUAUUAUGCAUUCACUGGUGUUCCACACUCUGCGAGCUUCAAACACAGGAUCGAAGAAAACAUCGCUGGCUCGCCGUCUCAGCUUGGCUCAGUCGUCCGCCCCGGAGCUGUCCGCUCUCGCACAGACCUCGCCGCUCGCUGCAUUCCACCUUCGCCCGUGCGAUGCCCCCGGCGGACUUCGCACCGAUCGUCCAGCGCUUGGAGGCUUUGGGGAGGCACGAGCGCUACAGCGUCUUCCGAGAAAGGAUCGCCUAUUAUGACACCUGUGUGCGGCGCUUACAGCGGGAUCAAGAAGAUUUGGUGCGGGAGCAGGGGCGGAACCAGGAGGACUUCGCGAAGAUGGAGGAGGAUCUGCAGAGGCGCCUGAACGAGCAGAAGGACUUGCGCCUGCAACGGCCACCCUUGGACAACUCCGAGGCAUUCCCGCUGAUCGUGCAAGACAGGAAUAUUUGUGACGCGAUCUAUCGCUUGGUGGAUACCCGUAUCUCCUUGCUGGGCGAAGAGAACUGCUUGCGCGAAUCACUCGAGCGGAUUCAAAAGGAGCUGGCAUGUCUUGAUCGUCAAACCUGUGAUCUUCAGGCGGACAUGGAUCGCCCCCCACCAGAGGUGGUGACCCCGCCGCCGCCGUGUCAGCCGUGUCACCACGACUAUUGCUGCCAUGGAGGGAGCGCGGUCACGGUCCACCUAAGCGGUGGACCCUUCUACGACUAUUACGGUGGGUGGCCACACUCCGUGUAUACGGUGCACUCUCCCGUCCAUUGCCACCGCAGCGUCCGCUACGUCUCGCCCACGCGCGGCUCCGCGGCGCCCACCUCGCCCACGGCGGUGCCCUCGUCGCCCGCGCGCGGCUCCGCCGGCGGGUCGCCCGGGUCGGCGGGACCCGCGGCAGGAGAGGGCCGCGGCAACAAUCCGUGAUUGGCAACGCAGAACUGACCGAGAGAACAAGAGGUUCUCAGCAGGCUUGAUUUAACACUGAAGCCAACUCAAAGUGCUGCUUCACUUUACCAGAGCUCCAAAUGGGUGUGAAACAGCCUGUUUGGCCAUGCGAGCUGAGCAAACCGAGACCAUUUGGGCCUUUCCGUCGAUUUCUAGAAUCAGGUCUCUACUGUCCGUCGACCGGGCUUAGCUCGCGCAGAAAGAUGGCAUGCGAAGACUUUGUCCAUCGUGAGCCUUGCAACUCUCGUCUCAGGCGAUGGUUUGCGAAGCACUAUUGUUCUCUGGGCAAAUCGAAACGCAGCACCUGCAAGAUCUAAAAGAGACACUGGGGACAGAAGGGACAGAGACAAAUAAGUGCUAUUUGAUGCUACUUGUGAACGUGCAAGGCUAAGUGCUAAG
Messenger RNA from Durusdinium trenchii, 1397 nucleotides. The record is from the annotation of a GenBank genome assembly. NCBI's taxonomy places the organism in Eukaryota, Dinophyceae, Suessiales, Symbiodiniaceae.